AUGACCGCACGUGGAAUGGCUCAGAGCGUUGCGGUCGCGGUGCGGUUGGUUUGUGGCGCACCCGUCCUGAACCGACUUGUGCGCAGGGACAUAAAAGACUAUUAAAAAACGGUCAAAAAGAGAAAUUCCCAUUGAGACUUCUUUUUAAAAAAUUAACAAAAAUAGGCCAGUUAUCGUAAAUCUUAAAACUUUCAACAACACUUGUUCAAGACCUUUUGAGCUUAAUGAAGUAAUGAUUUAUGACAUUUCAGUACUGGAUCGAUGAAUUUCUACAAUGGGAUCCGGCGAGUUAUGAAGGCGCCACUGAGAUUUUCCUCGCCAGUUCUGACAUCUGGAUCCCCGAAUUUUCGCUCUAUUACAGGUACUUUUUUUCUUCAUUUCCAUUCGAAAAGAAGUUUCAAGAAUUUUGCUUGUUCCAGAGUAGUUUUGAACUGCAUCUUUUUCAAUUCAUUGGGUUUUAACAGAUCAAAAGAUGAAGUAGGAAAGUUCAGAGGAUUUUUAUCGAUUGGCGUAUAAUUUAAUCAGAAGAGGUAGGAAGAAUAGGCUUGAUAGUCUCUUCUAGCAUCCAUUUCUCAUCAAAUCUACCAGGAAAUGGCCUUCGGACGCAGUUUUCAUGUUUUCACGCUUCGAAACUCAAAAAAGGAGCACUUGUACAAACAUAUCCGAAAAAAGAAAAAAUUGCAAAAAUACUUUGCACAGCGCUGGACCGAACUUAUGACCCUAUUCCUACUAUGCCGCCGUCUUCCCUGCUGCUCUAAAAAAGCCAUUGCUGCAGGAAGCCACCGGAUCGCAAUACGACACCGCGCCCGCGUUCUUUUAUGUUUGGCGGGGCUUCGAAAAGUCAUAUCUGCGCUCCAAAUAUUUUUCCCUAAAUAAUUUGCUACGAAAAGCCCCAAAAUGAUUCCCAAAUAGAGUAACCAUUUCGAAGUUCAAAAUUUCAAAAAAUGACGAGAUUAUCGAUUGUAAUCGAUUCUUAACGAACAAUUAGAAGUAAAUUGGGUUGGAAAGGAUUUCGUGAAUUUUCAUUCAUACUUUGAGAUUUGCUAAGCUUUAAAAAGAGGAUUUAUCCGUCAAAAUCAAGCUUCAAAGAACCAAUCUCUAUCAAAUUGGGCUUGAAAGGACAAUUUUGAAAAUCAUAAUUCAAUUUUCAAAUAAAUCGGACGGCAAGACGUUUCUAAAAUCGAUGAAAAGAGCUUAAAAUAACAAAUUCAAAGCUUAAAUUUUCAAGUUAUGAUUAAGAAUCGAUUAAAAUCGAAUAUCAUACAGAACAAUUAGAAGUAAAUUUGGUUGGGAAGGAUUCAAAGUUUCGUGAAUUUCCAUUCAAAAUGUGAGAUUUGCAAGGAAAGCCUUUAAAAAAAGUAGGAUUUGUCUGUCAAAAUCGAGCUUCAAAAGUAACUUUUUUUAUCAAAUUAGGAAGAUUUCAAGAACGAUUAGAAGUAAAUGUAUAUGGGAAUAAUAAAAACUUCUCCUAGGCUUUGAGAUUUGCUAAAAAGUGGAUAUUCCCUGUCUCGAAAUUCAGCUUAUCUCCGCUCAGAGUGUACCGUGACCAUUUCGAAGUUCAUAAUUUCAAAAAUGACGAGAUCAUCGAUUGAAAUCGAAUCUUAACGAACAAUAAGAAGUAAAUUGGGCUGGGAAGGUUCGAUGAACUGGAAGAAAUCCGACGGACGACGCCAAGACGCUUCCAACAAUGAGAUGAGGAAGAAUAAUACGAACGAGUGUGUUGGUUGGUGGUGGCAUUGAUCGCACCCAAGGACAACAUUUCUUGUUCCCUUUCGCUCGGGGUUUUUUCGAAACCCAAGUUUUUUCCCUUUUAUGUUUGAUCUUCCUUACGAGGAGGCGCUUGAGAAGUUCCUGGAAGAUUCCUACUUUUCGAGAAGAUAUUCUUUAACUUGGGAACGCCAGAGUGGCCCCUAGAGGGGCGACUGUAGGGGGGACUUGAAGAUACCCCUUUAGGGGCCACUAUAACUCUCAAAGUAUACAAAACUUGUAGUCAAAAUUUGCAUAUGUUCUUAUUUUUCGAGAAGGAACUCAAGGACCUCAGAAUGGCCCCUAGAGAGGUGACUAUGGGGGCACUUGAAGACACCCCUUUAGGGACCACUAUAGCUCUUGAAUUUUGAAGAACUUGAAGCUAAAAUCUGCGUAGAAUCCUACUUUUCGAGAAGUAACUCAGGAACGCCAUAGUGGCCCCUAGAGGGGCGACUGUAGGGGAACUUGAAGAUACCCCUGUAGGGACGACUAUAUCUCUUGAAGUUUUAAGUGAAAAUCUGCAUAGGUUCCUAUUUUUCGAGAAGGAACUCAGGAACGCCAGAGUGGUCCCUAGAGCGGUCCCUAGAGUGACUUCUUUGGGGACAUUAACAGAUUCCCCUCUAGGGACCACUAGAGCUCUUAAAGUGUGAAGCCGAAAUCUUCAUAGAUUCAAACUUUUCGAGAAGGAAUUCAGGGACGCCAGAGUGGUCCCUAGAGGGGCGACUUUGGGGGCUCUUGAUGGUUCUCCUUUAGGGACCACUAUAGCUCUCAAAGUAAACAGAACUUGAAGCCGAACUCUGUAUAGAUUUCUAUUUUUCUAGAAGGAACUCAGGAACGCCAUAGUGCCCCCUUCGAGAAGAGUGGUCCCUAGAGGGGCAACCUUGGGAGCAAUUAAAGAUACCCCUUUAGGGACCACUAAAGCUCUUAAAGUGUGAAGCCAAAAUCUGUAUAGAAUUCUAAUGUUUGAGAAGGAACUCAGGAACGCCAUAGUGGCCCCUAGAGGGGCGACUGUAGGGGAACUUGAAGAUUCCCUUUUAGGGACCACCUCACCUCCCCCUCUAGUGGGUACCGAAGCUUGAAAAAAUGGCCACUCUAGGGAAGCUGUAAGGAACUUUAUGAGAGAAACCCUUCGAUUUUUUAAUUUAAUGAAAAAUAUCUACAGAGUAUGAAUCGUUUCGUUAAGAAAAAAAAUUCGAAAAUCCCUAAAGAGACCACUCAAGCUGUAGGAGCUCAGGAUCAGACUCAAAUCCUUAUAGGGACCACUUAAAUCUUGCCCCUCUAGGGGCACCUACCACUGUUCAGUUCAAUAAGGAUUUUCCAUUCCAGUAAUCGUAAAAUAAAAAAUUUUCCUUUUUCGGUUAGUUUUUUAUGCAGAAGGGGAUUCAUUGAUUGAUCCGAAGAAAAGUUUUUUUUUUAUCGACUUUUGAAGGAAAUGAUACUGUACAGCUCUUGAAAUGAGGUUUUUGCCAUUUUUUAUGAAAAGUAGCUUUUUUUGAAGGCUAGGAUUUGUCAAUUAUUUAAUAAGAAACUGCUGGAAAUCGAUUUUUGUGAAAAGAUGUACUACAAAAACUCGAUAAAUAGGGCCGAAACUGAAAAAGUAAGGACGGCAAGACCGAGAAAAACCACCCCCGGGUGGAACCGCGAAACGACCAAAAAAAUGGGCAGGUUGCUGUUACACAACCCAUCAACUGGACGGAAAGAAAAAGCCGAAAAAAACUUGAAAAAGCAAUUUGUUUGCGGAAUUUCCCCUUACACAAAUUCUCCCCCAUGUUGUGAUUAAUGAUAUGAUUAGCUACGCUUAUUCCCCCCGCCCCCCUCGAUUUCCCGUUAAGGGUGUUGGAAAAAGAUGGAUCGGUGAAGCUUGUUUUUUUGUUGUAGUUUGACUUUUUCCAAAGUUCAGUCUGUUUAAAAAUGUUUUCUGAAACACAAAAAUGAGAAAUGUUCAUAAAAAGGCUUUUUCGAAACCUUUUUUUCUCAAAUUUCUGCAUGUCCCUUUAAAUUAUCUAGAGGAUUUUUUUCAAAAUAAAUCUAUAAAAAUGAAAUUUAAGCUAUUUUUGAAUACAAUGGAGCUUGAAAAAAUAGAUUUCAAGGGAACAAAAGUGAAAAAACUGAUGAGAAAAAAUAGCCUUAAAAUUUCCAACCUUGUGCGCUCCAUUGAGAAUACUACUUUUUCCAUUUCCAGCAAAUUUUGAGAUCCUUCUGUACAUCAAUUCUAUUGAAUUUCUUAUAAAAACAGAAAAAAAGGCGAAAAAGAUUUCCAGUUUUUUUGAAAAAUUCGAUUUUUUUCUCGAAAAAAAUUCAUGAAACUUAGGUUUUUCAAAUACGAUAUUCUUAAUUUUUUUAAAAAAAGAUUUUUAAAAAAAUCAUCCGUUACCAAUAAAGCUGUUUCAUCCGAACAAUGUGCGCUCCAUGGAUAAAUUUCUGGAUUUCCAAUUUUUGUGCACAAAUUUCUAUGUAGCUAAUGUCACGUUACGCGAAAUUCAAAAAAGCCGUUAGAAAAAGUGAAUUUUAGAGGGUCAUCCAAGAAAAUUUGUAUUUAGUUUGAACUUCAACGACGCGGUGCGGUUACAAACGAACAACGACGCCCGGGUGAACUACACGGGCCACGUCCGCUACUACAUCCCCUUCAGUUCCGAGUCGCUCUGCAAAUUGGACGUCAAGUUCUUCCCGUUCGACGUGUUCGUUUCCUUUUCCUUUUUCCGCAACUUUUCGAGUUUUGGUCUGGAAAAAAAAAUAGAAAGUUCGAUCUAAAUGUUCUGCCAAGCACCAGAGUGGUCCCUAGCGGGGCAGAGGCCCUUGAAGGCUCCAUAUCUCACCCUAUAGGGGACACUGGAGCUUGCAAAAGUGGCCACUCUAGGGAAUUCGUUAUUGUUACCUUUUCCUUGUAACUAGACGAGAAAACCAUUUCAAUGCGAUUAACUAAAAGAUCACUAGAGGGACCACUUUAGGGCUUCGGGGCCACCCUUCGGACUCCUAUAGGGACCACUUUAGUUUUAUCCCUGUAGGGACCACUUAAAGCUCUAGGGCUUUUGGGUCACACAUUGAACUCCUUUAGGGACCACUUGAGCUUCUUUUAGGGGCUCAGAAAUCAGACCCUGAACCCCUAUGGAGAACACCUAAAUCGUAUCCCUAUAGGGGCCACUUGAGCUUUAGGUGCUUUUGCGUCAGAAUCUGAACCCCUGUAGUCGGCACCUAAUUUUUAUCCCUAUAGAGGCCCCUUUAAAGCUGCAGGGCUUCAGGGCUCAGGCUUUGAACUCCUAUAGGGACCACUUGAGUUUCUGGGAGUUUUAAAUGAAGAAAAGGAAAAUUAUUAUUCAGGAACAAAAAAAAAUCGUUUUCUUUAGAAAAUUCUUCAAAGGGGAAAAAAAUAAACGUUUUAUUAAAAAAUCAACUUUUAUUCCAACUCUCUGAAUUUUAAAAUAAGCUUUGAACACAGAAUUUUCGAAAAUUCGAAAAAAUAUCGGUUUCCAGACAAGAAUGCACACUUCUCUUCGGCUCCUGGGCUCAUUCCAACGAUUCGAUCAAAUAUUCGUUGUAUUCCCAAAACUUGUCCCUUAUUGAUUUCUAUGACAAUCAGGAAUGGGAAUUAGAUAUGGUGGGUUCUUUUUUCCCGAGUAUUUGGGAAGUUUUUCAUGAUUUUGAGCCAAAGUUUGAAGAAGCAAUUUGGGAAAAUAGGCCACGGCCUUACUUCCCAAAUUUUCGCAAUUUUCUAGUCUCUGAAGCCAUUUUUUGGGCGAAACUCAGAAAAACGAUUUGAACAGAGAGAAAAAAAAAGUCGCAGCCUAGUUUUCCAAACCGUGUCCCUUUUGAAAUUCAAAUUCCCGCCAGGGGCCAUUUUGCGACUUUUCGACAAAGAAUGGGUUUUUAUGAAAAUAUAUAAUGCUUUUUCGAAAUUUGAAAGGUUUAAUUUUGUUUUCCAAUGCCACGGCCUUACUUUUCCAAAUCGUGGCCCUUUUCGAAUUUCAUAUUCCCGUCAAGAGCCAUUUUGCGUCUCUAGGAAAAAAAUUGUUUUUUUAUGAGAAUUUAUUGAGUUUUUCAAAUUUCAAAGGCUUCAGUUUGUUUUUUUCAAGGCUAUGGCCUAACUUUCCAAAUCGCUCUUUUUUUGAAAAAUUUCGAUUGCUUUUUUUAUAAAGAACCACUUCCAUACACUUUUUUUGAAUUUUAAACUUGAAAAAUAUAAAAAAAUUUCAGAAGAACAGUUCGGUGACGUCCAACGGCUACCUCUACGAUUAUUUAGACCCGCCCCUUUUCUGGGAAAUGAUUAUUAUCACUUUAGUCGUACGACGGCAAAGCUUUUACUACGGUAAGUGAUCAGGAAAAAAAUUUUUUUGAUUUUUUUAACCAUAUGAUUUUUUGGACGAAACUUAAAUGGUUCAAGAGUACUAUAAAUAUUUUCAAAGGAGUCUUUAGAAGUUAAAGAGCGUUGAAAAGUGAGAGACGUUUCUUUUUUUCUCUGCAGGCUCUCUUAGAGACUGUUCUGAAAUCAGCACCAAAUUUUACUGCCUAAUCCAGCGCGAGAGAAAAGCGAUAUCGCUGACGAUAUCGCAAAAGUGCUGCUGUAUUCCCGCGGUGAAUUCGCAUUUUUCUUUGCGCGAUAUCGCUCGUCCCUCGCUUACGGCAAAUUUACGACAUCGCAAAAGUCCUGCUUGUGCUGGUUACGCUUUCUCUAAGCGCGAUAUCGCCUUUCUCUCGGAGUCAAAAAAAAUGCCGAUAACCAAAUUUCGAUGUCGCGUCAAGGAAAAUGCAAGUGCGACUGCAAAGAACUUUUGCGAUAUCGCAUUUAUCUCGCACUCUAAAAAAUUGCAAAUUCCCAAAAAUCGAUGUCGUGUCAAGGGAGUUUCAAGACCGGCGCGGCUACAGAGCAGAACUUUUGCGAUAUCGCAUUUCUCUCGCACUCAAAAAAAAAAAAAUGGAAAUUCCCAAAUUUCGAAGUCGCUUCAAGGAAAAUGCAAGUGCGACUGCAAAGCAGAACUUUUGCGAUAUCGUCAUUGUAUCGGCAGCGAUAUCGCGUUUAUCUGGGCAGUUUUUUUAGUGGGGUUUUCUUUGAUUUUGAGCCCUCAGUUCUCGAAAACUAGGAAGUUUUGCAGGUUUAGAUUUCCAGGAUCCAAUUUUUAAAAAAAAAUUGUUCUUUUUUAAUUUUUCCUACGAUUUUUUGGAUUUUCAGUGUUCAAUCUGGUGAUACCAAGUACGAUGAUAACGCUCGUUUCUGUGAUCGGUUUCCAUACGCCUAGCACUAGUGGAAAAUUAAGGUAAUAAUUUUUCGUCCUUCUGAAUUUUCAUUGUUAAAAUUCUAUGACCAAAACUCGAAUUUUGGCCUGAAAAGUUGGUGAAAGUAGCCAGGAGUACCUUAAAUAACUCAAAAAGACUUUUUCGCGCCAAGAACUUCUUUGAAAUAUUGGCUAUGCUCCUUUAAAAAGACUAGCAAACUUUCUGAACUAAGAGUGUGAGGCGUAGUUAUUCUACCACCUCUAGAGUGGGUGUGAAAUUUUUUUUUCGAUUAAUCAGUUUUAAAUAUUUUUCCUGUUUCCAUUCAGAGUGAAAAGAAAUGUUUAUAGAGAUCAGUAUUAGUUUCCGUAGGGGAAUUUUUCAAACAUUAGAAACCAUGUAGAUAGGUCGCAUGUGGAAUGUCUCAAAUCGCUUUGAAAUGGCGCCCGACCAAAAACGACUUGCGCGCCUUGGUAUCGAAGAGGGCGUUUUUAUCAGCUUUGAGCCAUUCCAAGUGCGACCAAAAACUGAUUUUUUUUUUCUAUUCCACUCGCCAUAACUUGGAACCCUCUGACAUCUCUGCACUCUCUUUUUCAAGCGUUGUUUUCAUUUUCUGAUCGCCUGCGAGAGAAAAGAGAGCGCAGACAGGUCAGAGCGUUCGAAAAUAUUUUCGAGAAGGCUUAUAAAUCUGGGGGCCAUAAGAUGUUACUUCUCUUUGUUCAAAAAUUGAUAGAAUCAAACAAAGUUCAUCCCUAAAUUUUUAGGGACGCCAAAUUCCGACUGGGAAUCAUGACCCUGAUGAGUAUGUCCGUCAUUCUUCUGGCAAUCGUCGAAGACAUGCCCAAAUUCAGUAUGGGAACUCAUCGGAAAGGCCGCGGCUCCUUCUCGGGAAUCCCUCUGAUUGGUGAGGCUUUUGCCCGAGUUUCUCCCGUUUUUGGGCCUUGACAAAAGUUCAACUUAUAAAAACUCUUAGUUUUCGAGAAAAAGACCUCUAUAGGGACCACUUGAACUCAGGGGCUUGGGCGUCAGACCCCAAACCCUUGUAGGACCACUUGAAUUUUGUACUUGAACUAUUUUUUCCCACGAUACUUAGGAACUCCAGAGUGAUCCCUAUAGGGCCCCUUUAGGAACCAUUUUACCAACCCCUAUAGGGGCCACUAAAGCUUGCAAAAGUGGCCAAUCUAGCGUUUUUUUUUUUGAUUGCUAUGAAAUCUAAGCGAAGAAGCAUUUCCAUUAGGACAAACUGAACAAAUAAGGGUUUUUUGAAUGAAAAAAAUCAUCGAUUUUUAUUUUACAAGCCACUACUCAAAUAUCUAGUCAAAAAUUCUUAUGAAAAAUUUAAAAAAAUGAGAAUUUUUUUCACAAGCUAAUACAUUUUUUUCUCUACUAUUUUUCUCUAAUGGACAGUUAAGGUCAGAUAUUCGAGAAAAAAAUUUCAAGACUAGAUUUUUUCUGAAAUUCACUGUUCAAAGGUAGGACUUGUAAAAUUGUAUUUUUUUGAAUUUCAAUCAAAAAAAUAUUUUUUUAAUUGUUCAAGAGCAAAAACCCUUCUUCUGUGAGAACAUUAUAGUCGACGUGCCACGAGUUGAAAUUUCAUGGAACGACACUCCGCUCGGUGGCCUUGUGGUCGUGAAAAAUCAAUGCCUUUGCGGAUCUCGGUCACGCUUUCCCCUUUUAUAAUUUGCCGUUUUCAAAUACAUUUUCUUUGAUAAUUCUUUAGUUUUAUGAACUUUUUGGCAGUGCAAUGGAUGAAUAAAGUUUUUCGGAAUGCCAAUAAUUCAACCAGGGGAUAAAUAAGCAGUGAAAAACGUUAUAUUGACUGAAACCGAUCUUUCUAUUUCAUAGUGCGUACACGUCUUCAUUUUAUAAGCCACUCACUUUCUGAAAUAAUCCAUUAACCAAUGUAACAAACAGGAAAAAAACGAUGAAAACAUUGAAACAUGGCUUUGACAAAAAAUUAGCGUGGCCGAGAUUGGUAAAUUCGCAAGAUGCGCGCUACCGCACAAAUCGACACAGCGGAGUGUCGUUCCAUGAAAUUCCAACUUGUGGCACAUCGACUGUAUAUAUACGGUUUUUUUUCGUCAGAAAUUCUACUUGAAGCCUUGAAAAUCGUUUUUCCAAAUCCAAGGCUGAAAAGUACUUAUUCAGAAAACAAGAUAAAAAGUCCAAUCAUAACUUCCAUUUUUGUUGUUUCAAAUUAGCGAACGAGAUUGGAGAGAUGAGCGUCGGAAAGAAAUUUUCAUUUAUUAUAAUGCUGAAGAGAAACGUAACCUUCCCUGGUCGGUAUGAAAUGCUUUUUUUUUGAUUUUUCGUGAUUGAUUUUUCAAAAGAUUGGAAGAAAAUACUUUUUAAGGUUCAAAAAAACCCUUUUUUUGAAAAUAAAAUAAAAAGAGACUUUUUGAGCUCAAAAAUAGCCUUCAAAGCGUUGAAAAAGUUUUAUUUAGGCUCGAAAAGUUGAAAAUAAACCAUUUUCUGCAAAAAUCCUAUCCAUUUAUUUUUGGAUGAUUUCGAAACUUACUCGUUAUUGUUAAAGUUCGACGUCGAGAGAUCUUGUAGACCCCUGUAGGGUCCACUUGAGGUAAGACCUUAAACCCUAUCGGGACCACUUUUUCGACUCCUAUAGGGGUUUUUUUCGCCCCUAACCCCUAUAGGGACCACUCUGGCGUUCUUAAGAGCAUUGAAAAUCAUCUAGAUGAAUCGGCAAGGCCCCUGAAAGUGACAAAUGGGAUCGUAGCCCAAAAAAUGUUCAGAAAAUUCCAAAAUUCACACUUCCGUUCUCAGGCCUGUACUACUUCAUCUUGUUGGCCAUCAUCGGCCUGAGCACGGUCACGACGUCGAUGUUCGUCUUUCUGGAGCGCGACGUUCGGGCGAAACACGCGAUCCCCUGGUACCUCACCUGGCUGUCCUUCGAUAUCAGUCCCCGUCGAUUGGCGAGGUGAUUUUCCUAUGAAUUUAUAGAAAAAGGGUCCGUAAAACAGCCCUCGGACAUUGGUAACGUGCUCCGGACGUUUGUGACGAUUCUAGGGAUCAUUUAAGAGUGCUGACGCUACUAAAGUGGUCACUAGAAAUGCCCACGUUUUCUAGGGAUCACUUUAGUAGCGUCAAAACUCUUAAGUGAUCCCUAAAAUUGCCCAGUAAAGUCAGUUUUGCGUCACCAGUGUCCGAGCCUGAAAUGACAAAAGUAAGAAAAUUUCUUAAAAAUUGCCCAUGGAGCGCAGAAGCUCAAUAUUCUACAGCCAUUUUUUCAGAAUUUCUCGCUUUCAUUAGCAUAUUUUUCAAAUGAAAAAAUGAAAUCUAAAAACUCAUCAAAUAAAUUUCCAAACCGUCCGAAAAAUCUUUCUCCAUGGAGCGCACAAGCUCAAUCUUUCACAGCCUUUUUUUCGCAUUUUUUUAAAGCCGAGUAGAAAUUUGAGCUUUGUUGGAUCCCUAAAGAAAUCCCUGAGAAUAUUUAGUUUAGUUUGUCGAAAAGGAAUAUGAAAUGAGUAAGAAAACAAGAAGAAAAAAUAAAUGUGAUUUUUUUAAUUGAAUAAAAUUUCAGGAAAAUAUCCCGGUACCGGCCGCAGCAAUAUGGCGAUCCACCGUCUGUAAGCUUCAAUUUCUAAAAAAAUUAUUUUCUGCAAUAGGACUUUUCGCAUGUUUAUUUUAAAUUUUUAUCGAUAUUUUUAAUAAUCAGUUGCGCUCCAGGAAAAUAUUGAAAAAGUCUCGGACCUUGGUAACGUGAACGGGACGCGAAUCGGACGUGUCGGGGCAUUUUUAGUGACCAUUUUAGUAGCCUCAGCACCCUUAAGUGACCCCUAGAAUCGCCCAGAAACGUUUUCCAACGUCCGAGGAAAUAUAGUAGUUUCAAAAAAAAUGGUUUAUAAUGAAAAAUGACUUGAAUCUUUUUCAACUUUCAAUAUUUCAUAGUUCGACUCUCCAAGAGAUACUUGAGAACCCUCGAGUGAUCCCUAUAGGCUUGAGGAGAGUGAAUAGUGCUCCCUAGAGGGGUGAAAUUUAGGCGGUCCCUAUAGAGGUUUUGGAUAGGACCCUCAUUUCAAGCCCCUAAACCUUGAGUGGUCCCUCUAGGGGUCUUCUAACUUUUGUAACAUGCUCCCCUAGAGUGACAACUAAUCUAACUUCUUAAGUGGCCCCUAAAGCGGUCUUUCAAUUCUCGUUCAUAUUUUAAAAAAACGUGUGUAGAGACCAAGAGCAUCCUCCCCUAGAAUGACCACUUUUGCAAGCUUCAGUGCCCCGUCUAGGAGGAGGGAAAGUGGUCCCAAGAGGGGAACUUGGAGUGCCCUUCAGGGACCGCUCUGGCGAAAGUUCGACAAAAAGCUAGCCGCGGCUCAUUUUUUCUCAUUUUUUUUGCUUUUUUUUUAGCCGCAUGAGCUUCAGGAGCAUUUGCUUUCGAACGGCCACGUGCAGUCCGGAAUCCGGGACAAGGCUCGCGGAGUCGCCAGCUCACUGCUGUCGUUGCUCCCGCGCAACGCCGAGAACACCAACAGCCCCUUUCACAUGCACAUGCAUACGGUACCCGUUCAACAGGUCUUUUUCAUUUUUUUAUAAAGCUUUUUUUUCAAAAUUGGUCAUGACUGCUUCUUCUUCUUCGCAUCAGCUGGAGUUGGAAACUUACGAAAAAUGACAAACCGAGCUUUUUUGACUAGAGCUUUACGCCCCUCGGCCCAAAAAUGCAUCAGAAGGCCUCAAAAAAUGCUAUAUUUUUCCCUGAUUUCAAAAAUACCUAAUACGGCAGUCAUUCUGGCCAUUUUGAGCUCAAAAAUUGGUCCGAAAUACCCAAUUUCGUGCUUUUCACGACCCUCAGCCAGAAAAAUGAAGGAAUAAAGUAUUUCGAACCGAUUUUUUUCAAGUCAAAAUGGCCGAAAAGAGAGGCUUUUCAGGUAUUUUUUAGAGAAUUUACAAAGAAAAGUGUUUCAAAAUUUUCCUUAAAAAUCUCGGAAAUUGGUAACGCGAAACGAACGUGUUGGGGCCUUUCUAGUGACCACUUAAGUAGCGUCAGCACCCUUAAGUGAUCCCUAGAAUUGCUCAGGAACGUCGGGUUUUCGUUUCCGAGGUCCGAGAAUGCCAAAACGUUUCAAAAUUUUCGAUUUGGCACGUAAAUGUCGCUAAAAAUCGCCGAAUUACCCCUCGACUCUGCAUUGAGAGUUAUAUUCAAGAGUUCAAAAAAUAAACUAAAAUGAUGUUUUUACAGGACGGUACGCCGCCAAGAGAAGCCCUGCGACGGCGGCUGAGCAUGUCGCAAUACGACAACAUGGUUUUGUAUCAAUACUAUGAGCAGGCUCUUGAGGACAUUGCCAAUUGCAUGACGACGAUCGAGAAGAGCGUCGAUGGAAUAAGGUUCUCAUUUAACACGCUGUCUCCGUUAUUCUAAAAAAUUUCUAAAAGCAACGGGUACAAUAAAAAAAAAAUAUGUUUUGAUUUGGAUGAAACUUCACCCAGUGUGAUACCCCAUCAUCAGAAAUGCGGACCCAACUUUUUGAGCCAUUUCUUCUUACUGUAGCCGGGUUACGGUAGGCAGGUGGGCACCUGCGUAUCUCAGUAUUGAAGAGUUUUUACUAGGCGAGUGAUAUAUCAAUCGAUAGGUAAUCCAAUUUCAAGAACUUUUACAGUACAUACCAUCUUGGGUUACGGUCGAAAAAUUUUGAGUUACGGUACUUUUUGGGUCUGCCGAGUCAGUUUUUCGACCACCAUGAGCUUGAGCCAGGAGAUCCAUUCUUCCUAACUUCUCAAAAGAUACCUUAUGAGAAGCUGUACAAGCUGGUACUAGUUUGAAAAAAUCCUAGGUGGACCAUCAUUUCGUAAAAUCGCCCCGAAGGCGCGCAAUCGUGGUCUUGCGGCGGCCAAGUGGGUGAAGUCCAUGAUGCCGGACGGCUCAUUUUUCACAGAUCCAUUCCAAUCUUUGUUUCCAUUUCACUCAUAGAUGUCUAUUAUUGAUUUUUAUUUCAAUUUGAGAUGUUUUCGGGUUGACCAUCAUUUCGAAAUUUCAUUUUGAACCCAAAUUUGGCCUGAAAUGGCCGACUCGGCCUUUUUCACGGGAUCCCUGACUUCGUAUGUGACCGUUCUCAACUUUUUUCUUUCUUAAACAUGAACAAGAGUGCCUGAACAACAGUUUUAUAACAAUCGGAAACCCUUUUGAGAGGACCAUCAUCUCGAAAUUCCAUUUUGAACCCAAAUAUCGGCUUAGUUUUCCCAUUUGAAGUUUUUAUCAUUUACAGCAAAAUCUAGUCUGCCAAUUUAUUUUCAAAACAGGUAAUCAAAAAUGAGAAAUGUGAAAUACCAAGUAAUUUUUUUCAUGAAAGAGAAAACCCGACACUCUGACCACCGGUGAGGUUGAAACUUAACUUUCAAGGUGAUUUUUUAUAAAUGUUUUUAUUAUAACCUAAAUAGUAGUUCUAAAUCUUCAAAAUUUUUCAUACCUAAAAAACAAGACAUUCGUCAUGUGACUAUUUUUGUGAAAAAAUAACCAAAAAAAAAUUGGGUUCAAAAUGAAAUUUCGAGAUGAUGGUCCUCUCAAAAGGGUUUCCGAUUGUUAUAAAACUGUUGUUCAGGCACUCUUGUUCAUGUUUAAGAAAGAAAAAAGUUGAGAACGGUCACAUACGGGGUCAGGGAUCCCGUGAAAAAGGCCGAGUCGGCCAUUUCAGGCCAAAUUUGGGUUCAAAAUGAAAUUUCGAGAUGAUGGUCCUCUCAAAAGGGUUUCCGAUUGUUAUAAAACUGUUGUUCAGACACUCUUGUUCAUGUUUAAAAAAGAAAAAAGUUGAGAACGGUCACAUACGGGGUCAGGGAUCCCGUGGAAAAAGCCAUGUCGGCCCUUUUCAGGCCAAAUUUGGGUUCAAAAUGAAAUUUCGAGAUGAUGGUCCUCUCAAAAGGGUUUCCGAUUGUUAUAAAACUGUUGUUCAGGCACUCUUGUUCAUGUUUAAAAAAGAAAAAAGUUGAGAACGGUCACAUACGGGGUCAGGGAUCCCGUGAAAAAGGCCGAGUCGGCCAUUUCAGGCCAAAUUUGGGUUCAAAAAUGAAAUUUCGAAAUGAUGGUCAACCCGAAAAACAUCUCAAAUUGAAAUAAAAAAAUCAAUAAUAGACAUCUAUGAGUGAAAUGGAAACAAAGAUUGGAAUGGAUCUGUGAAAAAUGAGCCGUCCGGCAUCAUGGACUUCACCCACUUGGCCGCCGCAAGACCACGAUUGCGCGCCUUCGGGGCGAUUUUACGAAAUGAUGGUCCACCUAGGAUUUUUUCAAACUAGUACCAGCUUGUACAGCUUCUCAUAAGGUAUCUUUUGAGAAGUUAGGAAGAAUGGAUCUCCUGGCUCAAGCUCAUGGUGGUCGAAAAACUGACUCGGCAGACCCAAAAAGUACCGUAACUCAAAAUUUUUCGACCGUAACCCAAGAUGGUAUGUACUGUAAAAGUUCUUGAAAUUGGAUUACCUAUCGAUUGAUAUAUCACUCGCCUAGUAAAAACUCUUCAAUACUGAGAUACGCAGGUGCCCACCUGCCUACCGUAACCCGGCUACAGUAAGAAGAAAUGGCUCAAAAAGUUGGGUCCGCAUUUCUGAUGAUGGGGUAUCACACUGGGUGAAGUUUCAUCCAAAUCAAAAAAUAUUUUUUUUUAUUGUACCCGUUGUUUUUGAGAAUAACGGAGACAGCGUGUUAAAACCUUUGAAGUUAUAAUUAUUUUCAGAAACGACAUGGUCGCUCUGAUGCCUCAGGACAAUGCGAACGCAAAAUGGCCGACUGUGAUACGUCGACUCGAAGUCAUCUCCUUAAUUUUCUACGUAUCGGUGUUAUUUGUUACUAUGUAUCUUUUCUUCUAUCAUGACUGGUAUGUUUACUUAUUUUCUUACGAAAUUCAUUUGAUUUGAAGGUAUUGUGCAAUCGGCUAUAAUCCGUGCGGACAGCGAAAUUUCAAGUGCGCGUGGAUGGAGAGCAUUCCCGAUGAUCCCCAAUGCGAACACAAUUCGUACAAUUGA
Messenger RNA from Caenorhabditis auriculariae, 14907 nucleotides. The record is from the annotation of a GenBank genome assembly. NCBI's taxonomy places the organism in Eukaryota, Metazoa, Nematoda, Chromadorea, Rhabditida, Rhabditidae.